Messenger RNA from Aspergillus fischeri NRRL 181, 360 nucleotides. RefSeq lists its product as uncharacterized. Gene Ontology annotation, molecular function: lyase activity. The record is from RefSeq and is a predicted model, not a curated record. The transcript is spliced from 2 exons. Bases 1 to 360 code for a protein of 119 amino acids. Lineage: Eukaryota; Fungi; Ascomycota; Eurotiomycetes; Eurotiales; Aspergillaceae.
AUGGCCCACGUCGAGGGGCUGCAGGCGACUCUGGGGUAUCUCGAGAACCCUACUGCACUUACUGUAACGAGCGUCGGCAUGUGUCUAUGCUGGCUUGUUAGUUACGCUGCAAUGAUCCGCAAGUCGUUCCAGGACCGUUCCUACUGCAUGCCAUUGAUGCCACUUUGCUGCGAUCUCGCCCAUGAGUUCGUCUUCUCUGUGAUUUGCCCCCCGACGGAGGACCCCAUUCUGCAGUAUUUCUUUGCAAGCUGGUUGGCUGGCAGUGUCAUGAUGUCGCCCAAUUUGGACCAGAUGAUGCAUCAGCAUGGGCUGGUUGUCUCUGCCAAUUACUCCUUGGUGCUGGUUCCCUGUGCCAACUGA